Molecule: messenger RNA, 720 nt
Organism: Helianthus annuus (common sunflower)
Lineage: Eukaryota; Viridiplantae; Streptophyta; Magnoliopsida; Asterales; Asteraceae
Product: NDR1/HIN1-like protein 13
Exons: 1
Coding region: 1-720 (239 amino acids)
Cellular component (GO): plasma membrane
Source: RefSeq, a predicted model, not a curated record
AUGGCUGACAAAAUCCACCCUUCGUCCAAACAAUUCACCGGAAAACCUAACCCUAACUUUCCGGCGAGUAAACCUCGUCCAGUCUACCGUCCUCAAGCCCUCCGCAACCGCCGGAGCUGCUGCUGCCGUUUCUGCCUCUGGAUCACCGUCCUUCUCCUCGUUCUAAUCCUCAUCGCCGCCGCAGCCGGCGGUGCGUUCUACGUACUCUACCGUCCACACCGGCCGUCGUUCGCCGUUACAUCGCUUCAGGUCGUUCAAUUUAACCUAACGUCAUCGAAUCAGCUAAACACGAAGUUUAACUUCACCGUAACCGCCCGAAACCCUAACAAGAAGAUAACGUUCGGAUUUGAUUCGGUUUCGGUUGCGAUUGACUCGAACGGAGUGGAUGUCGGUCACGGAUUGAUUCCGGCGUUCGUGAUGCCGAAGAAGAAUGUUACGAGGUUGAGGACGGUUGUGGCGGCGAACGGGCGGAGUGUGGAGGAUAGUAGCGGUUUGAAAUCGGAUUUGAAAAGUAAGAAGAGUGUUCCGGUGGUGAUUCGGCUUGAUACCAAGGUUAAGGUGAAGGUCGGAAGCUUGAAGACGAAGAAGGUGCCGAUUCGGGUUGUUUGUAAAGGGGUUCGGGUUACGCCACCCGUUGGUAAAGCGGUGACUACUGCGAGUAGUGAUGACGUGGAGUGUGAGGUGGAUGUUCGGAUUAAGAUUUGGAAAUGGACUAUUUGA